Verruconis gallopava is the source of this 1176-nucleotide messenger RNA. RefSeq lists its product as uncharacterized. The transcript has a single exon. Lineage: Eukaryota; Fungi; Ascomycota; Dothideomycetes; Venturiales; Sympoventuriaceae. Bases 85 to 1059 code for a protein of 324 amino acids. Gene Ontology annotation, molecular function: hydrolase activity. The record is from RefSeq and is a predicted model, not a curated record.
CUUGGACUGUACCUAAGAAUUUUUAAGCAGCACAUUAUGGUUACCAUGAUUCGCCUUUUAAGAUAGCAACUCAGACGGACAGUCAUGUCACUCUUUCGGACGAAGGACCAAAUCUUCGAACCACCUACUCGCUUGGAGCGCUUGCUAUCGGCGCCGUUGAAGUAUCUGAUCAGUCUAGUGUACAGGCUAUCAACUCGAUUAAGAGCCUCUCCGAGGCCUAAGUCGCCCUCGAUACGAGUCGUUUGUAUCUCAGAUACUCAUACACUGAAAUGGGAUGAAAUCCCAGAUGGAGAUCUUUUGAUUCAUGCUGGAGAUUUAACCAACAACGGGACGAUCGCAGAGCUACAACAGGCCUUGAAUUGGAUUGCGUCACUGCCGCACAAGUAUAAAGUUUUGAUCGCGGGAAACCAUGAUACCUUCUUGGACCCAAGGUCGAGGAUGACAUUGAGCGAGGCAGAUCGUUCAGGAACGCUGGAUUGGAAAGGCAUGUAUUAUCUACAACAUCGCAGCAUCACGUUGGCAUUCCCAUCUCCAACCGAUGGGGUCAGGAAAAUAAGUAUAUAUGGUGCACCGCAAAUUCCUCAGUGUGGGGGAAGCAACUUUGCCUUUCAGUACCCGCGAAGGCAGGAUGCAUGGACAGACACAAUUCCUAAACAUACAGAUAUAUUGAUCACGCAUACUCCGCCCAAAUUUCAUCUGGACUUGCUAAAUCCCUCCUUGGGUUGCGAAUACUUACUUUCCGAGGUAUGGCGUGUAAAACCGCGUCUUCAUGUCUUUGGACACGUUCAUGUUGGUGCGGGACGAAGAGUUGUUCGUUGGGAUGAGGCACAGAAGGCAUACGAGCUUGGACUUUCAAGACAGAGCAAGGGCUUAAUUCAAGAGUUAUUUGACAUACGUUCUUGGCUUGCGCUUCUCAAGGUCAUCAUAUACGGCACAAGUGGUGUUAUCUGGAAUCGCAUUUGGGGGGGUGAGACCCGCAGCACAACUAUGAUUAACGCGGCAUUGAUGUACCACAAUACUGGUAGGCUUGGAAAUAAGGUCCAGGUCGUGGAUAUUUAGCGGUUCAUUUAGAUGCCAAGCUGCGCAUUUUGUCAUAAGAGUUCACAUAGAAAACUAAUGUGAAUUUGCUUUUGCAACCGUGUGGUUUGAAAAAAAGGCACGGUCGCGACACGUAUA